GUGUGUCUGUGUGUGUGUAUGCUGAGACACAGUGUGUGAUGUUAUGCGUCUCCAUGGUAACCUUGUGUUGUUAGUAACUGUGUUUUGGUCAGACAGCCAGUCUAUCACUCCAUCACUCUAUCAGUCUAUCAGCCAGUGAGCCAGUCAGUCAUGGAGGAGCAGAGGGUUCAAACAUGCGACGUUUACAGGACGGAUCCCAACCUGCCGCACCGAUUCAACAACCCCCAGUGUUUCCAUGGUUACAGGGAGAAGAUCGAUCAGCCGCUUUACCGAACAUCCAACCAAACAUACGGCAGCAAGGGACCAUCUGUUCAUGAGAUACAGACUCAGUUUAAAGGGAAGUCCUGUCAGUUCUCGGAGGCGAUGCUGCAGAGCGGGAUGUACCGAGAUCACGGCUUCAACACAUCUGUAGAGAGCAGCAGAGUGACCAUUUCCACGGCAACACAACACAACAGAGGCAACCUCCAUUUUCGCUAUCACUGUGGAAACCAAAACAAUGACAAGUAGACAUUUAAACAACCUGUAAACAUUUUGAACAAAAGGUUUUGUACAACAAAUAUAAUAAAGAGAUGAAUCUGAAA
Molecule: messenger RNA, 581 nt
Organism: Perca flavescens (yellow perch)
Lineage: Eukaryota; Metazoa; Chordata; Actinopteri; Perciformes; Percidae
Gene: pierce1
Product: piercer of microtubule wall 1
Exons: 3
Coding region: 151-507 (118 amino acids)
Biological process (GO): axoneme assembly
Cellular component (GO): axonemal microtubule
Source: RefSeq, a predicted model, not a curated record